AAUGGAUUUCCAUGACUUGUCGCACCGGGAUUUGGUAUUAAAUCGUCCAUAUGUCCCUCUUAACACCUUAGAAACUAACUUCCCCACUCCGCUCUACAGUGAUCAAUACCUUUCUCUGAGAGGGCCCCGGAACGCCCCUGUUAUAAAAGAGGCCGUCCGCUGGAAAUUCACCCCUAUGGGGUGGGAUGCCAUCCCUCAAACCUGGUAUACCGGUCUGACAAACAGCCGCAACCGCGAUGCCUGGUACGCCAUCACUGAGCCCCUGGGCCGAGAGACCCACCACCGCUGGCAGAGGUCCGGUGCCAAACAGGAGAAGGCUCUGCCACCUGUCGUCAACCGCAAUCGUUCUGCUGAGGAGCUGAAGGGAAAACCAGGGUACGUACCCCACCUUUCUCUCCACACCCCGGUCUUCACAGCAAAGGACUACCGCACCUGGAGGAUGUUCGGCCACCAGCCUUCGACCAACAACCAGUAA
This is a messenger RNA of Thamnophis sirtalis, 475 nucleotides long. The record is from RefSeq and is a predicted model, not a curated record. NCBI's taxonomy places the organism in Eukaryota, Metazoa, Chordata, Lepidosauria, Squamata, Natricidae.